This is a messenger RNA of Clonostachys rhizophaga, 2202 nucleotides long. NCBI's taxonomy places the organism in Eukaryota, Fungi, Ascomycota, Sordariomycetes, Hypocreales, Bionectriaceae. The record is from the annotation of a GenBank genome assembly.
AUGGUGCACGAAGUUGAUGAUGCUGAUCCCAGCUUGGAUGACUGUGCACGGCCUCCUAGAGACAAUCACGGCUCGGCAAAUUUCUUACGCCGUCGUAAUGCUCUAAAGGGGAAAGUCCCAGGGCACGUCGACGCGGUUUGUCCUGAAGUUUCCAAGUCUAAUAAUGUCUCCUAUGUUAGAGACAUUAACGAAGCGCCUGAAGAAGUUGAUUUGAUUCCAGAGGCACUAAGAGAUUCUAUGGAUAUGGAUGAUCCUCCUGGCCAGACCCAUUUAUCAAACGACACAACCAGUCACCUCUCCUCGGAAGCGCCUGAGAACAAAGCUCCAACGGAUGACCAAGAGCUGAAGAAUGGUCCCCAUAUAUCCCAAUGGAUUACUCUGUGGCGACUUCGGCAUGAUCUGCGUGAACUAUACAAAGGCUUGAUGCGAGUUACCCAUGUCAACGAUUUCCCGCAAGCUGGGAAAGUCCGACGGUUGUAUAAGAAUGCAACGCACAUGCUUGAGACGGGACUGUCUACCUUUCUCGAAGUCCUGGAUGGUACCGUCCCUACCACCUUGGAGAAAGUUCUUGCGUUUGUCGCAGUUUCUCAUAUCAUGUGGAAUGCCGUCCGGAAUGAGAACGCCGGCAGAGGGGUCGUGAACCAUCAUGAUUCACUUGCUGGGUUGUCCACAUGGCGAUUAGCAAUUGUCGACUCUGAAGAUCAGCUUAUCCUAGACCAUAUCGCAUAUGAGUUAUGGGAUGUCCCGAUCCCAUCAGCUUUUAGUGAGGAUGAUACACAAACGAGAUCGCUGAUAGACUCGGUAGACUCGGGACUCGGUGAUCUAUGGGCGCACCCAGUGAGCUAUUCAGACAUUCCGGAAUCCCUCAAUACCAACCGCUCUAUACCACAAACUCCGCUUCAAACAUUCCAAGACGACGUCAGCUUGCUUCUUUCUACUACUGCAGUCCACACGAGCCUUCUCUUUUCUGACUUUCUCCAUGUCCCAGGACUAGAAGGCAACCUUCGACCUGAAGCGACAACAUCCACCAUAAAUGGAGUCAGCUCCUCCCCCCAAAUAUCAAAUGGAGGCAAUCCGCUUACAGACAGUGAUGCAUUCACUCACCCACCGAGUGAUUCGUGGGGAGAUUUUGGUUAUGUGCCGGGGUUAGAUGGCAUUAUCAAUCCAGAAUGCCUACGACUUGGCAACCCACCAAUAUGGGAUUCAUCCACACAAACUUUGAAUAUGAAUUCCCAAUCUCAGGGCUUGAUGGGCUUGCCUCCCCAAGGGCUCGGCAGCACUACCACUACUGAUAGUGCAACAGGGGUUCUCCAAUGCUUGAUUGGCACUAUACUGUUUCAAGUGGUUGUGAUUUUCUUAAAGAUUAUGAGCCACGCCGGCUCGAUCUUACAAAUCUUAUCGGGUUGUACAUCGAUAGAGCCCAGCAGCACAUCAGAGGGUCUCGGUGGUAAGAAUGAUCCAGCAUCAAGCGGAUCUUUCUUGGCAGAGAUGAGAGAGCACGCUAUAGAGCCACUCCGGUUGAAAUUUUUAGAGUACCACACCCAUUUCAUCGGGCUUUUAGAAUCUGGAUACUCUUUGAUCAAAGCUGGAUGCAUCAAAUCUCUUCAAGAGUUUGAAAAAUACCUAGUUCAUGCUAGUUUGCACUUUUCCAAUUCGAAGGACUUCAUGUUUCUUGUUCACUCAGUCCUCUCCCAAUGUUUGAAGUGCUCUUCAAAGAUGAGUUGGAACGAUCUGUACCACGACGGCCUUUGUGCUGACGAGUACUCAACCCGGUACUUCGAUCGCCGAAUGGGAGAGGAACAAGCGACAGCCGAUGCGAUAUUUUCGGACCAGGGACCUACUGGCGCCUCAUUAUCUGAAGUAGCCAGUAACUCAGCUUCUUCUAGAACCUCGAAGUCUCCUCUCGACUCUAACAUGUCCUCGCCAUCAUCGAAAACAGACACUGCUGAUUCUGUAUCAACCCGCCAAGGAAAAAUUGAAAGAUGCUCCCACCAAGGAUGCGGUAAAGUCUAUACAGGUGUUGAUGCCCGUGUCAACCUACGCCGCCAUGUACGAUGCAAACACGAGCCAAGUAAAUGGAGGUGCCCGGGCAGCGGGUGCGAGCUGGCUACACCAAGGCGCGAUAAUCUUCGCAAGCACUUCAAGACAAAACACCCGGAUGAAACUAUGCCACCUUGGCUGGGGAAUAGGAAAAGAUGCUAA